This is a messenger RNA of Microplitis demolitor, 2796 nucleotides long. RefSeq names its product putative mediator of RNA polymerase II transcription subunit 26. NCBI's taxonomy places the organism in Eukaryota, Metazoa, Arthropoda, Insecta, Hymenoptera, Braconidae. The record is from RefSeq and is a predicted model, not a curated record. The transcript has 6 exons. The coding region runs from base 141 to 2705 and encodes 854 amino acids.
GCUUCCUUACAGCACGAUCUCCAAUAACUUUAAAUUUUUAAUAAAUAAUACUUAUUUUUUUUUUUUAUACUUUGAUUUUCGUUAUUUAAAGGAUUUAAAUCAUUACGAAGGAUUUAAUUGUUUUUUGAAAUGAAGAUUCAAUGUACGUAGUAUUCCAGGGAGUUAAAUUACUGACACUCAAUUGGUUGCCGUGGCUACUGGCAAUAUGUAUUUGCGUAAGUGAAGCUAGAUACAAAGUUCGCAGACCUCUGCCACCUUCACCAACGCCCCCUCAAAUGUACAAAAAAUCAUGGCCAAUAGGUCACCGGGUUUCCAUGGGAAAUACUAUUCAGAUAAAUAAAAAUAACAAUAUUUAUCCUGGGCCACUAAAGAGGCCUUUCUAUAAACCCAAUAACUACAGAUUAAGGAGACCAAUAGUCUUGGCACCAUCAACAGCAUGGAAAAAUCCAAUGCCAGUAAUGAAUGCAGUCCCAAAUGUCGUAGUACCUCAGCGGGUACCAAUUAAAGAAUUUCCGGUUGUAAACAAACCAGAGUAUAGUCCAGAAUAUCGUCCAGAAGCCGUCGUCUUGCCACCAACUCACCGCGGUGGGUUUGACGAUGACCGCGGACCGAUUCACACGAUUCCCGCGCCGAAUUUGAGCAUCGCCGACAAACCGAUAAAUCCUGAUGAAAAUAACAGACCAGAAAGUCAUCAGGAUGAUUACCAACGAUUUCAGUCAGAAUCUGAUUAUAACUCUCAUUCCCAAGGUUCCCAGGAAUCUUACGAGAUCCAUAACUCGCAGACUGUAAAACAACGUCCAGUAACCAGCGCAACUGUGUCGCAAAAUACUUACGAAGUAACAGAAGCCAAUGAACGGAUGCUAAAUCAUCCUCAAGAAUAUCCUACACCUGCAACGCAAUAUUACUCUGCGGAAUUUGAAUCUUCGCGCUUACCGACUGGUCCCAAUGUGGACCAAGCAGCCAACGACAUCUACCUGAACCAUCCUCCGAUUUCUCGCGCUGGACACCCAAACGGCCCUCUGCAGCCCUACAGCCAAUCUAACAUUCCCGUUCAACCGAACCAUCCUCUCCAAACAAACAUUCCCAUUGUUCAAACAAACCUCCCAAUGCAAACAAACUUACACAGUUCUCUACACGUGGGCUUUCCUGCAACAGCUCAAGCCACGUUGAACCCACAAUUGCCUGCUGAAUAUCAUCUAAACAACCCUGAUAUUGUUUCACAAGAUAUUCAACUACAGCUGCUUCAACAGCAACAACAACAACAACAACAACAAUCAGAUUUACACAUUGGACAUCCGGGUGUUGCUGGACCACCAAUAUCAGCUGAUAAACUUUAUGAAUUGUUUAAUAGCUUUCCUCAACAACAAGACCAACAAUAUUCAUCUUUACAACAACAAAUUUCUCAACAACAACAGCAGCUACAACAACAACAACAACAACAAAAUUCUCAAAGAAAUAUUUAUUCAGAAAUAAAUCAAUCAACAUUUUCUCCACCUAAAAUGCAAUCGUUUAAUUAUAAUGAACAGGAUAAUCAACAACAACAACAACAGCAACAACAACAGCAACAACAACAGCAACAACAACAGCAACAACAACAACAACAACAGCAGCAGCAACAUGAACAACAACAACAUCAGCAACAAUAUGAGCAACAACAAUAUCAGCAGCAAUAUGAACAACAACAACAAUUGAUACAAGAUUAUGAAUCAAGUAAUGUUGAUUAUAAUUUACAACAACAGCAACAACAAUUCCAACAACAACAAGAACAACAACAACAUAAAUUCCAAAAACAACAACAAGAACAACAACAACAAUUUCAAAAGCAACAAGAUCAUACGAACAAUGUACGUUUCCACGAACCAAUUGAACCAGAAAACAACAUUGAUUUCGAAGAAGCGGCGAGCGCUAAUGUCAACCAGAUGAACCCGCACUAUUUUAAUAAUGACGAAAUCGCAAAUUACUACACGACGUUACCGAACAGAGAGACUGCGGAAAAAUUGGCAGCACUAGCGGCUGCUGGUAGUGUCAAUAGUCAUCUGAUUUCGCGGUUACAGCAACAACAACAACAACAACAACAACAACAACAACAACAACAACAACAACAACAACAACAACAACAACAACAACAACAGCAACAACAACAACAACAACAACAACAACAACAACAACAACAACAACAACAACAACAACAUAAACGUUUAGGACAAUUUAGUGAAGAACAAAAUGAUCAACCGAUGCCAAACAAUCAUCGAGGAAAUUAUCAAGUCAGUGAAGAAAUUGAUGAUGUUCCUUUUGAUUCUGAUGAACUGCAAAAACAAAGACUGUUGAUAAGGCAGAGAGCCAGUGCACAGAAACGCUACAGACAACAUUACCGACAACAACAAAUUCAACGUGAACAGGAGGAAGCUGACAAACAUUUCGAAAGAGAAGGAUUGUUGGAACAAAGACAACAGGAACGAAAGAAAGAAGAAGAAACUCAAGAAAAUAAGUCAAGACCUUUGAGAAUUAUGAUUCCCGAUACUCAAGAUAACUCUAAUAACUCUCAUAAGAAUAAUGAUAAAAAAAAUAAUAAUAAUGAUGAUGAAGAAUCUGAUGAGUAUGAAUAUGAAAUAAGUGAACCAAUAAACGGGAAAACGACUGCGGCGCCAGAAGAUGAGGCAAGUUUGGAAAAUUCGGAAUUUGGUUCGCGCAUUAGAAAUAAAUAAAAAAAAAUGGAGACUUGAUAUUUUAUAAUUAUAAAUUAAUAUAUUUAUUAUAAUUAUUUAUUUGUUGAAGGGAUGCUUUGUAAAUACGUUA